Messenger RNA from Protobothrops mucrosquamatus (brown spotted pit viper), 246 nucleotides. Its product is annotated as CD9 antigen-like. Gene Ontology annotation, cellular component: membrane. The transcript is spliced from 3 exons. The record is from RefSeq and is a predicted model, not a curated record. The annotation marks the transcript as partial. NCBI's taxonomy places the organism in Eukaryota, Metazoa, Chordata, Lepidosauria, Squamata, Viperidae.
AUCCCGAGAGAAAUAAAGGUGUUUUAUACAACCUUGUACGACAAGAGGAAGGACCCCAAGGUGAAAGCCAGCCUAAAGGCCUUCCAUUUCGCAUUGAAGUGCUGUGGUCCUAAUGGUGUUCCCGAAUCUGAUUAUCAAGAUACCUGCCCUGAAGACCCCAUGCCAUGCCCACAAGCCAUUGAAGACUUCUUCAAAACCAAGUUGAAUGUGAUUGCAGCCGUUGGCAUUGGCGUUGCGGUGGUGAUG